Anoplophora glabripennis (Asian longhorned beetle) is the source of this 2312-nucleotide messenger RNA. RefSeq lists its product as uncharacterized. Bases 1 to 2292 code for a protein of 763 amino acids. Lineage: Eukaryota; Metazoa; Arthropoda; Insecta; Coleoptera; Cerambycidae. The record is from RefSeq and is a predicted model, not a curated record. Gene Ontology annotation, molecular function: protein dimerization activity. The transcript has 5 exons.
AUGGAUUCUGCAAUGGAAAUGCCAAUUCAGUCCGCCGUGAGUAUGCGAUUAGGUAUCCAAAUCGGAGGUUACCAACAACCAGAACAUUUACGGAAACAUUUAACCGAUUACGUGAAACUGGAUCAGUUUUUGUUUCAAAUUAUGGUGACGGAUUAUUUGCGCCUCUGCAAAAUAAUAGAAGAACAGCAGCAAUACUUAGCCACUUUGAUGAUGAACCAUCUACAAGUGGUCAUCAUGCUACGAAAACAUUUGAUGCGAUUUCAUGAUUUCACUGAAGAACUGUUUGCAGCUACGUUAACUAGGGUAUCAUCCAAAAAAUCUAAUCAACCUACUGUAGGUGAAAUAAAUACUAUUAAAAUAGAAAUAUCCAAAGAAAUAUUAAUUAAUGCAUGUGUUGAACUUGUAACCGUUAAUGGGAGACCUUUUAAUCUGAUGGCAGAUUCUGGAUUUGAGAAAAUUUUGACACCGAUAAAAGCAGGUCUUUUUAAGAAAAUCAAGGACAAACAAUUCUCUUUAUCACCUGAAUGCAUUCAAAAAUAUGUAUCCAAGGAAGCGAAUGACUUAAAACUUAAAAUUAUGGAAGAAGUAAAACAUCGUAUGGUUUCAUUAAAAGUAGAUGGUGUUACUCGAAUAGAUCGCUCAUUUCUGGGAAUAAACAUUCAAUAUACUAAAAAUGGUUGCAUAGUAUUAAGAACUUUGGCAUUAAAGGAAAUUAAUAACAAACAUACAGGUGAUAAUUUAAAGAGGAUAAUUAUGGAUGUCUGUAACAGCUUUGAAAUUAGUGCUGAUCAAAUUUAUACUAUAACAACUGACAACGGUACAAAUUUGCUUAAAGCUGUGAAAGUUAUUGCAUCGGAAAAUGGGGAUUAUGAAGUUAUUGAAAAUGAAUCAGAUGAGAGUGGUGACGAAGAAGUAAUUGAAAUAGUCAUAGAAGAUGAAAAUGUAGAAAAUAAUUCUGUCACAGAAAUGGAGUUGGACUUUGGAUAUAAUAUUUUUUCAGACCUAUUCAGGGACGAUUGCGCUACUAGUAAUGAUGUUCCUUCUACUUCGAAAACUUCACCAAGUGUGAAGUUGAAUGUGACUGGUAUGCGAUGUGCUGCUCAUACAUUACAGUUAGCAGUUGAAAAUGCAAUGAAACAAGACGAAGAGGUUAAAAACUUAAUUUUGGAGGCAAGAAAAAUAGUGAAAAUUUUAAGAACACAGACUUAUAUAUAUAUGUUGCGGAAACAAAAAUUUAAAAAACCGUUCAUUGACUGUCCAACUAGAUGGGGAUCAACAUUUGACAUGUUGAAUCGAUUGCUGGAACUGAAAGAAUUUUGUACAGAAAUGGAAUUUACAAAUUUCAGUAAAUUUAAAAACAUGUCUGAUUCUAAUUGGAACAAGAUUUAUGAAAUUGUUGGUGCUUUAGAACCAGCAAGAAAAUGUACAAAAAAAUUACAGUAUGAACAGUUGACAUUGGGAUCUUUCUAUGUUUAUUGGCAGGAAUGUAAGUUGACGACAGAAAAAAUUAGAUCGGAAUUUGCACGAAUUAUUGUCAAGAAUAUGGAAGAAAGAGAAAAUAAUCUAUUUAACAAUGACGUUUUUAUAGCAGGAAUUUUUUUAGACCCUCGAUUGAAAAUAAUUUUAAACUUACAGCAAAUGGAAAAGGCAAAAAAACAUUUGAAACAACUGUGGGUCAGGUUGUUAACAUUGAAAGAAAGUAAUACUGUGGAUUCUGUAACUAAUAAAUCAAAUUCAGAUAGUGGAUCGGAUACCACUACCUCAAAUGAUGAGAUGGAGGUUUUUUUAAAAAAGAAGGAGACAGAACAUAAAUUCAGCAAGGAAUUUGAAAAUUCAUCUGGCAAUACAUACAUUCAAAUUGAAAAUAUUUUAAACUCCUAUCAAAUUGAGCAAGGCCGAGUUCGGAUUUCGAAAGAUUCAACAAUAUUAGAAUUUUGGGAAAAAAGAAAAAGUAUUGCUCCUGAAUUGUAUAUGCUUUCACAGGUAUUGUUAGCAGUACCUGCAACUCAGGUUAGCGUAGAACGCUUAUUCUCUGGCCUUAAGUUUUUAUUACCUCCUACUAGAUUUAAUAUAAAGGACAAAAUUCUGGAACAGCAAUUAUUUGUUAGAACUAAUAGAAUUUUUGGGGAUAAACAAGAAAAGCAGCUUUUUGCAAUCACAAAAGAUACAAGUGAAAAUGAAGUGGGAAGUGUGGAAGAGAAAAUAGACUUAACUGACAAUGAGGAAUCAAUAGUAUCUAGGUCAAGGUCCGGGCAAAAAAAAGGUCAUAUAACAGCCAAGACAAUGUAUUAACUAAUUAUUUAAAAAAAAAU